AUGAGGUACUCCGGGUUGCAGAGAGACGUACUGGCCCUCUACCGCAAAUGCCUGAGGGAGAGCAGGAAGAAACCGGCGAGUACCCGGGCACACUUCGAGGCUUUCGCAAGGAAGGAAUUCCAAAAACACCUUCAUUUCGACAAGAAGGACUUUUCUGCGAUCGAAUACCUCUUACGCAAAGGGCAAAGGCAGCUUGAGAUGUAUUCCUCCCCGGGCAUCAAAGAUAUCCAUUAA
Venustampulla echinocandica is the source of this 234-nucleotide messenger RNA. RefSeq lists its product as uncharacterized. Gene Ontology annotation, biological process: mitochondrial respiratory chain complex II assembly. Gene Ontology annotation, cellular component: mitochondrion. The transcript is spliced from 3 exons. The record is from RefSeq and is a predicted model, not a curated record. NCBI's taxonomy places the organism in Eukaryota, Fungi, Ascomycota, Leotiomycetes, Helotiales, Pleuroascaceae. The coding region runs from base 1 to 234 and encodes 77 amino acids.